GAAAUUCCCAAAUGGAUUUCGUUUGAAAAACACAGAGAAGAUUUCCCUUUUGUUUUCUGGAGAAAAUAUGGGGUAGAAAAAAUAAUCUCAUGGAAAUUGAGUCUGCCGUGAGUUGCAUAUGAUGUGUUCGAUGUGGUGCUAUCAUUGAGACAUGGUGUUGCAGAAGAGAUUGGACUAUGGAUUCAGUGGCUAUGAGGUGCCUGCCGUUCCUCGAGCAACCAGAUCAGCCAGGAAAAGAGUUCCAUUUAGAAAGAUAGUUGAAGGCAACCAGAUAAGUGCAUUUGAUUUGCUGGCCACUGUAGCUGGAAAGUUGCUAGAUAAAGAAAAUGAUACUGCUUCAAAUUAUACAUGGAGUGCUGAAGAUCAAUCUGCGGCUGAAACAAAUACCGUAAAAGAGGAAAGGGGGGAUGGUAAUCAGUCAUUGAAGCUAGAAUUUUGCAAUCAAGAUGGCGCUAAAGCUGAGUUCUUUGCUUCUGAACUCGUUUCACAAACUAGUGACUCAAACUAUAGUUCUAAGGAAUCCCCUAGCCUUCGAAAUGGUGCCCUUGUAGCAACUUCUGAUUGCUUAGAAAGAGCUGAUGCUCAGAAGUUGAUGAAUGGAAAAAUCAAGAAAGAAAUGGGAGGUUUGUCUUGUCAUGUAGAGGCAGGUCCCUCUGUGUGUGGGACAUCUGGUGAUGGUAUUAAACCGGUGUCUGAAAAUAAAUUGUUGAUGGACGAGGAACUGGAUAGAACUGAUAAGGCUUUGAUCGGAGAAGUGGCUGAUAAAUGCUCCUUGGAGGAUGCACUGGUCUUGGAUGUUAAACCUCCUGCUAUAGUUAGUUCAGACGGUAGUUUUAAGGCACGUUCGUAUGGGGACCACAAUCCCCUUGUUUCUUUUACCGCAAAAUGGGAUGAUGUAAAUGUAGUUAGUAGAGAUGAUGAUGAAAAAUCUUCAGGGUGUACUCACCCUAGCCCCCUAAGAGAACCAUUUAGGUCAACCCCUCGUAUUGUAGACCGAAGAAUAAGGAAGAUUCUGGCUUCUAAAUACCGGAAAGUAGCUCCAAGGUCGAAGAAUGUGACAAAUUCCAAUUUUGAUGAGAAUUUGAAGUCUGGGUACUGCAAUAGGAGUGCUUAUAAACGCUUAAGAUCUGGAAGGAACUAUCCUUUCAAAAAAAGGAAGUUUUUUUACUGUAGAUCAGAGUCAAAUUCGGACGGAGGAACCAGCAGUGAGGGCAUUUCUGAUUCAUCUGGUAACAACAACAACAGAAGUAUUUCCAUUCUAUAUUCAAAGAUGCAUGGAGUCACCGGAGAAUCAUCUUCACCAGCAGAUCAACACAAAUCAUUCACCUCUAGUAAUUCCCACGUGAAGCUCAGGAUCAAAUCUUUCAGAGUGCCAGAAUUGUUUAUUGAAAUUCCAGAAUCUGCUACUGUUGGUUCUUUGAAGAGGACUGUAAUGGAGGCAGUAACAACGAUACUUGGAGAUGGAUUGUGUGUUGGUUUACUUCUUCAAGGAAAGAAGGUUAGGGAUGACAAUAAAACUCUGCUGCAGACAGGGAUUUCUUGUGAUAAUCAGAUGGAUACUCUAGGUUUUAGCCUGGAGCCUAACCCUUCUCAUACUUCCCCUUCAUUAUGCCCUGGAGGUUCUCCCUUAAAACUACCCCGUGACACCCCACUACCUCUAUCUAGGUAUCCAGCAAAUCCUGGUUUAGUUAACCAGGUUACUUGUGAUCCCUCACCUGAGCCUCGCAAGCCUAAUUUGGGCAACUUUAUUGAAAGCAAUAAUGGUUGUGCAUCCUCACCUACUGAUAUGUUUGACAAAAGCACACAUGAAUCUAAAGCACUGUUAGCUGUACCUGCAUUGAGCAUGGAGACAUUAGCUGUGGUUCAAGCUCAUAAGAAAUCCAAGCAAUCUGAAGUUGCACAGCGAAGAAUUCGUCGACCUUUCUCUAUUACCGAAGUUGAAGGCUUGGUUCAAGCUGUUGAGAAACUUGGAACUGGAAGGUGGCGCGAUGUUAAAUUAAGAGCUUUUGAUAAGGCGAAGCAUCGCACUUAUGUUGAUUUGAAGGAUAAGUGGAAAACUCUACUGCACACGGCAAGGAUAUCCCCACAGCAAAGGCGCGGAGAGCCGGUGCCCCAAGAACUCUUGGAAAGGGUCCUAAAUGCACACACCUACUGGUCUCAGCAGCAAGCCAAGCAGCAGCCGUUGCCGGAGAGCUGCCUUCUCUAUCAUAACUCCACUAUGAUAGCUAGUAGCCGAAGUGAUGUUGACUAAAUAAUCUUAGGUUGAUGAUGAGUUUAGGAGACAUUGUCAAAUACUUUUUUUUCUUAUUGAUUUCUUGUAUUUGUAUCAUGAUUAUGUAAAAAAAAAAAAAGUUAUGCCAAGGAUGAAAUAGUACUAAGAAAUCUAUGUAAUAUUUUAUGGUCUGUUCUGGCAAUAACGAUACUUGUCCCUUUUGUAAAUGGUUGUAAUAAAAGCUUGCUACUCGCUUAGCUGAAUUGAACUU
Hibiscus syriacus is the source of this 2483-nucleotide messenger RNA. RefSeq names its product telomere repeat-binding protein 5-like. The coding region runs from base 152 to 2251 and encodes 699 amino acids. The record is from RefSeq and is a predicted model, not a curated record. The transcript has 10 exons. Lineage: Eukaryota; Viridiplantae; Streptophyta; Magnoliopsida; Malvales; Malvaceae.